This is a messenger RNA of Zootermopsis nevadensis, 2033 nucleotides long. NCBI's taxonomy places the organism in Eukaryota, Metazoa, Arthropoda, Insecta, Blattodea, Termopsidae. The record is from RefSeq and is a predicted model, not a curated record.
AACUCGGCGUUAGUCUGAACAGUGAGUGAGGAGUGUUUGCGUGUGAGGCGAUCGGAGUUUUGAGUUACGAAGUAUGAUGACGGAGACAACUGUGACCGUGACGACGACCGAGGGGGCCCCCGGUCACAACGCGACGUCACAGCCGACGGUGAAGUCAGACCCUGGACAGGGACAGGGCAGCCUCGCCUGGAUCCGACUAAACUUCCUCUACUUCCGGACUAUCCCCGGCAUACUAAAGCUCUUACAAGUGGUGUUCGGGAUCAUCUGCAUGGCGUGUGCCUCGCCCGCCUACCUCUCAGGCACCCACUGGUUUCUGUUCGUGGCCGUGAUCAGCUUCAUCGCGACGAUAAUCUGGAUCUUCAUCUACCUGCUUUCCGUCCGGGAGGCCCUGAAGUUGCCCAUCAACUGGAUCCUGACGGAGUUGCUGAACACAAGCGCGACCACAGUGCUCUACCUGAUUGCAUUCAUCGUGCAGCUGUCGAUUCAUUCGCCGCCUUACUAUCGAUACAUCAGGGAUCCCAACAUCGCUGCAGGGGUAUUUGGGCUCUUCAACACGCUGGCAUACGGGGCAGGAGCAUAUUUCUUGUACGUGGAGUGGAAGGGGACAAGGGUGACCAACUAGUGACAUCCUCAACUCUCCAGUGAACAUGUCGGACUGAUCACAGUGUGACCAGAGCCAAGAGGAACUCACCACAACGUGGCACCAAAUUCUGACAUCAGCUUCGUAUAUUCGAGGCAACUACAUUGACGUUACGCCCCCCCCCCCGUGUCUGUUUAAACAAAUUCAGUGGUUAAAAACACGAAUUUACGACACUCUGAAGUGCGAUCUGAUCGUGGGCGUGCGAAUCUGAUCCCAAAAUGGCGGACUGCGCGUCACUCUCGCAGUGUGCAGUAAUUUCAUAAACAGAAGAUGAUUUUUGAAACAUUUGUCUCAAACAGUUUUUCGUAUGUUUAAUUUUGUUUACAUGAGUUUGAUUCCCUGAUUUUUAUUAAAAAAGAUUCUAUUUCAGUAUGUGACUUAACAAUAUUUAAAAUGAUAAUGGUAUGAAUCUGUUGUUUUAUAAAGAUUUAAUUCAAAAUGGAACAUGUCCAAAACUUGCAAUAUAUACAAACAGAAUUCUGAAGAAAAAAAAAUGUUAACAAAUACAAAUCUGUAUUCGUGAACUCUGCAAUGACAGAAAUUACAUUUUUGAUCUAACCUAACAAUUAUUACGUAAACUCUGCUCGUAAUUAAAUGUCUUGUAUUGUUACAACGAUGCUUUUUUUAAGGUUAUGUUGGACGAGGUGACAUCAGCUUCAGACGCUACAAAUUCAUUGAUAGUUCACACAAACCAUGAGAGACAUUUGUGAGAGAAUCAUCGCUGUGUCAUGGUGAUUACGAGUAAGUGGGAACGCCUCAGAGCCAAACAUGCUCAAAUACACGUUGAAUUCUGCUUUGGCAGACUGCUCACGGUUCUACCAAACACACAAUUAAUAACAAUUACCAUAUUAAGUAUUUUGUAUUUAAGGUCUGUUUUUAUUUCAUUCAGAAUUAGGUUAGAGUUUUGUGUUAAUAGCCGCUGCUAACGUGUAACUUCAUCAAAACAUAUUAAACGCUACAAUUUCCCGUGUAUUUUAAUAUCUACAAUGUUCGUAGCAUCAAACAGUAGAAUGUAGUACGUACGCCAUGUUACCGUUGCUACUGCCAUCUCUGUUGCAAUAAAUCAACGAUUCACUGCACUGUGCGUUGAAGGGUGAACACACCUACGCCAGAUGUCUCCACCCGUAACUAAAAUGUGAGCAUUUCUGUGCAAGUACAAUGAAAGCCCUCAGAGCGGAAAGUUAGGUUAUGUUUGACGAUCGCCAACAGCUGAACCUGCAGCUCUGUCUCUGAAAGUAUGUUAUAUUCGUUAAGUUGGUACUCUGGAUGGAAUGUUACUAAUAAAAACACUUUGAAAACAAAGAUCGGUUUUAUGUGUGUAUCAUAAUUUUAUACAUAAACUUGUAUCAUAGUUUUUAUGACAUUGAUUAAUUAAAUUUAAUAUUGAACUUUU